CUCCAGGGACACAACAGUGAGUGCUGGUGUGAGAGCAAGACUGGUGGCUGCCCAUGACCCAUGACAGCACUUUUUAUUAAAUAAAGGAACUAAAAGUGAGCACUGGAAUCAGGGAGGUUACAAGAACGUUUUUGGGGCUAUUUCGAAGCUUCUUGUGCAACAGAGUUCCCGUUUUGCACUUGAGAGAGCCGAGGAAAGGCCAAGGAGUUCACUAACAAGAUGGGAGAUGAGAAACAAGACGGCAAAGUGCUUCUCGUUGAAGAAACAAAGGUGAAAGUGCUUUAUGAAACUGAGACAUCUCUCCAGCUGGAUACCAAAGCUGAGUACCCAAAUGCAGGGUCAAACUCCAUCUACUCAGCAAUUCUCAGCAGGAAUGAAGCCGUCAAAGAUGCCAAGCGUCUUAAGACCUUUCUGGAGCUGCGAGACAAAUAUGUGGAGAAGAAUGUUAUGUUUGAAGACCCUCUGUUCCCUGCAGAUGACUCCUCACUUUUCUACAGUAGGAAACCUUCAAUGAAGAUUGAAUGGAAACGUCCGUCGGAAAUUUGUGAAAACCCCCAGUUCAUCAUAGAUGGAGCCAACAGAACAGACAUCUGUCAGGGAGAAUUAGGUGACUGCUGGCUGCUGGCUGCCAUCGCCUGUCUCACGCUGAACGAGAAGCUGCUGUACAGAGUUAUUCCCCCGGACCAGAGCUUCACCGAAAACUACGCCGGCAUCUUCCACUUCCAGUUCUGGCGUUAUGGCGAGUGGAUUGAUGUCGUCGUGGACGACCGCAUUCCCACCUGCAACAACCAGCUGGUUUUCACAAAGUCUUUCAGAAAGAACGAGUUCUGGAGCGCUCUUUUGGAAAAAGCUUAUGCCAAGUUGCACGGGUCUUAUGAGGCACUGAAAGGAGGGAACACUUUGGAAGCCAUGGAGGAUUUCACAGGUGGAGUUACCGAGUACUUUGAAUUGUCUGAUGAUCCCACAGAGCUCUACAAGAUCAUGAAGAAUGCACUGGAGAGAGGCUCACUGAUGGGCUGCUCCAUAGAUGUUUCUUCAGAGAGUGAAUUGGAGAGUCGGACUGAGCAGGGGCUGGUCAGGGGUCAUGCCUAUUCCAUCAUAAGCCUGGAGGAGUGUGAUGAGGUUUCAAAGGACACAAGAAUUCGCCUGAUUCGUUUGCGCAAUCCCUGGGGUUUUGUGCUCUGGAAAGGACCCUGGAGUGCAAAUUCAAAGGAGUGGUCGACAAUUUCCGCUGCAGACAGAGAAAACCUGAAAAAACAGACCAUAGAGGCAAGUGAGUUCUGGAUGUCCUUUGCUGAUUUCAAGAAGAAUUUCAGCAAGCUGGAGAUGUGCAACCUGACCCCCGACACGCUGCAGGGGGAUGAAAGAAACACCUGGACAGUGUCGGUCCACGAGGGUCGCUGGGUGAGAGGAAGCUCUGCUGGUGGCUGUAGGAACUUCCCAGACACGUUUUGGACAAACCCUCAGUAUCGUCUGCAGCUGUAUGAGGAGGACGAUGACCCGGAUGACGAGCAGGUGGCCUGCACUGUUGUCGUGGCACUGAUGCAGAAAGGUCGAAGGAUGCAGCGCCAUCAAGGGGCCAAAUUUCUCACCAUAGGCUUUUCCAUCUACGAGGUGCCGAAGGAGAUGUGUGGGCAGAAUCAACAUCUGCAGAAGGACUUCUUCCUCUACACAGCCUCCAAGGCAAAAUGCAAGAGUUACAUUAACCUGCGGGAGGUAACGGAGCGUUUCUGUCUGCCUCCCGGUGAGUACGUCAUCAUCCCCACAAUCUUUAAACCCCACGAAGAAGGAGAGUUCAUCCUCAGGGUCUUCUCUGAGAAGCAGAGCACAUCAGAGGAGGCAGAGACUACGAUUGGAUCAGAUCAAACGCAGCAAGAAAAGAAACAGAAAGAAAAGCCUAUUGUAUUUGUGUCAGAUAGAGCACUGGCCAGCAAAGAAAUCGAGCACGACACGAUUCGGGGGGAGAAGAAGAAGAAACCAAAGCAGAAACUUCUCCAACCUGAGGAAACCGAUGAGGAAAAGCAGUUCAGGGCUAUUUACCAACAGAUUGCUGGUGAUGAUAUGCAGAUCUGUGCCAAUGAACUCAAAACGAUCUUAAAAAACGUGCUUUCCAAACAUAAUAACAUAAAGUCAGAAGGUUUCAGCCUCGAGACGUGUCGGAGUAUGAUCGCCUUAAUGGACACUGAUGGGACAGGAAAGCUGAAUCUGCAGGAGUUCAAACACUUGUGGAAAAAGAUCAAGGACUGGCAGCUCAUCUUCAAACGUUACGACAAAGAUAAAACCUGGUCUAUCAGUAGUUUCGAGAUGAGGAAUGCUGUUAAUGAUGCAGGGUUUCAACUCAACAAACAACUGUAUGACAUCAUAGCAAUGCGCUAUGCAGAUGAACGCCUGAACAUUGAUUUUGAUAGUUACAUCUGCUGCUUUGUGAGGCUAGAAGGCAUGUUCAGAGCAUUCAGUGCCUUUGACAAAGAUGGAGAUGGAAUAAUCAAGCUCAACGUCCUGGAGUGGCUUCAGCUGACGAUGUACUCAUAGAUCAUGUCCAUGUCAGUUGGCGACUCAUCACGUGAGAUUGGAAUAAACUUCACCACGACAUAACUCGUCAUUGCUCCAAUUUCCUCUAGAUUCAGAUUUAAUGGUCAGGUUUAUUCCUGUAAUCUUUUAAAUAUUAAAACAGAUAAGAAGUAGGUUUUCUGAGCUCUGAUAACCAGGUUACACCAGAAGUUAAUGUGAAAUGUAAACAGACACGCACAGAUGCAGAAUUUCCCUUUGUUGUUAAGUCGUAAAGAAUAUGUGGCUAUCAAUGCUUUUAUUUUAAAGUGGAAGCAAACACUGUGAUUAUUUGUUGUAAUUUUAUUGAUGUACACAUACAGUAGGUAUUAAACAAAAUAAAAUACAUACUGUACUAAAA
Haplochromis burtoni (Burton's mouthbrooder) is the source of this 2908-nucleotide messenger RNA. It is a transcript of the gene capn3b, whose product is annotated as calpain 3b. Gene Ontology annotation, molecular function: calcium-dependent cysteine-type endopeptidase activity; calcium ion binding. The coding region runs from base 220 to 2532 and encodes 770 amino acids. Gene Ontology annotation, cellular component: cytoplasm. The transcript has 23 exons. Gene Ontology annotation, biological process: negative regulation of apoptotic process; proteolysis. NCBI's taxonomy places the organism in Eukaryota, Metazoa, Chordata, Actinopteri, Cichliformes, Cichlidae. The record is from RefSeq and is a predicted model, not a curated record.